UUCUGCUGACUCACUGUGAAUAGGCUGGUAGCUUACACCACUCUGGGAGGUGGGGAGAAGGCACAUUUACUGUGUGUUCCUGGGAUGGUACCUGAGCUGAAUAGGGCACACAGACAGGGCAGGGUGCAGGACAGACAGGCAAGGUAAAGUUAUACAUUGGAGUAUUCGUGAGUUAAAGGUUUCCAAUCCAAAAUCCAUCAAUGAGUGACUCGCAGGAAAAUCACAGUGUCCAUUCCAGCAUUAUCUCCACUGUCUACAAUAUCCCAAUGAGGGUCCUGAUCCGACCCUUGCCCUCAAUUCUGGAUGAAAGAAAAGUACAAAGCCUUAUGGACACCUUACAGAAAGAUGAAGACCUUGUACCUCCAGUCGAUGUUCUCUGGAUCAAGGGGCAGAAUGGGGGAGACUAUUUCUAUUCCUUUGGUGGGUGCCAUCGAUAUGCAGCACACCAACGACUCAACAAGGAGACCAUUGCUGGGAAGAUCAUCCAGUCCACUGUCAGUGAUUUACGCAUAUACCUGGGAAACAGCACCCCUAACUUACUGUAACACAAACACCACAAUAGUCAGGAGGUCUCAGGGUCUAAUGUUUCCCUGCUGGAUGAAGGCAACCUGAUGGAUCAGCCAAGAUUUAUUAACUGUCUGGCCAUAGUAACUGCCACCUUCUCAGAUCAGGGACACAGGAAGCAGCAGCUCGUGAACAUUUCCAUUCUUGCCCACCGACCCCCUGGUGCCAACCAUUGGGGGAAAGUGGAUUUAUUUGCACACAGGACUUGAUCCCAAAUAUGUCACCUGAACCGAAGGAAUCAGCAAGAGCACCCAGUUUGCCAGGCUAUACCUGGAUAUUUUGGGAUCUUGCAGGGUAUUAAUAGAGAUCUUGGUAGAUCUGUGUCAAACUGAAACUGAAGAUGUAGUUAUUUCUGAGAUAAAGGGAAAGUAGCAAAUA
Xenopus laevis (African clawed frog) is the source of this 942-nucleotide messenger RNA. RefSeq names its product sulfiredoxin-1 (gene srxn1.L). The coding region runs from base 201 to 545 and encodes 114 amino acids. The transcript is spliced from 2 exons. The record is from RefSeq and is a predicted model, not a curated record. NCBI's taxonomy places the organism in Eukaryota, Metazoa, Chordata, Amphibia, Anura, Pipidae.